AUGAGUUUACUUUCUCAAAAUCAGUGUCAAACACUGCUAGUUUUUAUCGUAACCACGAUCAUUGUCUUAUCUUCAACGUCAACGACAUUUGUUUUUGGUCAAGAAGUCGCCAUUGACGGCACCUCAGCAAUGGGCAUAACAUCAUCGACGGAAAAAAUGAGUGGAAAAAUUGAAAUUGUCAGCUAUGAAUUUGUUAAAAAUCUACCCAACGAUCAUCCGGAAAUCCUGCUGAUAGAUGUUCGUGAACCUCAUGAAUUACAGGCAACUGGUCAGAUACCUACCAGUAUUAAUAUACCAUUGGGCACUGUGAAGCAGGUGUUGGGUCCCGAGACAUCCGCCGAAGAAUUUAAACAGAAGUUUGUGCGUGAGAAACCUUCGUUGGAUAGUCCAAUUGUUUUCUAUUGUCGUUCGGGUAGAAGAUCACAAGAGGCUGCCGAAACUGCUGUGGCAUUGGGUUAUACCAACAUUAAGAACUAUAAAGGUUCAUGGUUGGAAUGGUCAAAACGUGAAGGUCUACCCCAAUAA
Messenger RNA from Musca vetustissima, 525 nucleotides. RefSeq names its product rhodanese domain-containing protein CG4456-like. The coding region runs from base 1 to 525 and encodes 174 amino acids. The record is from RefSeq and is a predicted model, not a curated record. The transcript has 2 exons. Gene Ontology annotation, molecular function: thiosulfate-cyanide sulfurtransferase activity. NCBI's taxonomy places the organism in Eukaryota, Metazoa, Arthropoda, Insecta, Diptera, Muscidae. Gene Ontology annotation, cellular component: mitochondrion.